Linum tenue is the source of this 2697-nucleotide messenger RNA. The record is from the annotation of a GenBank genome assembly. Lineage: Eukaryota; Viridiplantae; Streptophyta; Magnoliopsida; Malpighiales; Linaceae.
UCAAAUUGCAAUUAGCCACCGUUUCCGUGACCAAACUGACCACCGCAUUCCUCCAUCCCAACCAACCCGAAAAUCGCACUUUAUUAUCACUACAAAACCCGACAGUGAUCCAUUUUUCCUCCGGCGAGAGCGAGAGAGCAAAAUCGAGCUACGGCAAAAAUGGCGAGAGACAUAGACGAUCUGCCAAAACAACCGGCCAAUUACACCGCCUUGACUCCGCUUUGGUUCCUGGAAAGAGCCGCCACCGUCCACCCCAACCGAACCGCCGUCGUCCAUGGAUCGCAGCGCUACACUUGGCUCCACACUUACCGCCGCUGCCGCCGAUUGGCCUCCGCACUUUCCCGCCACUCCAUCGGCGCCGGCGCCACGGUUGCGAUCAUUGCGCCCAACAUACCCGCGAUGUACGAGUCCCAUUUCGGGGUUCCGAUGUCAGGAGCUGUAUUGAACACGGUCAACAUCCGUCUCAACCCGCAGACCAUAGCUUUCCUGCUGGGUCACUCAGAAUCAGCAGUCGUGAUGGUCGACCAGGAGUUCUUCAAACUAGCCGAGGAUGCCUUGAAAAUACUCUCCGAGACAAAAACGAGCUACAACCCGCUCUUGAUCGUGAUAGCUGAUCCAAGCUGCGAAGCGAGUUCUCUGAAAUAUGCUCUGGGGAAAGGGGCGGUGGACUACGAGGAGUUCUUGGAAAGUGGUGACCCUGAGUUUGCUUGGAAGCCACCGGAGGAUGAGUGGCAAAGCAUUGCGUUAGGGUAUACUUCUGGGACGACGGCGAGCCCCAAGGGGGUCGUGUUGAGCCAUAGAGGGGCUUAUUUGAUGUCGUUGAGUGGGGCGAUGAUUUGGGGGUUGAAUGAAGCUGCUGUGUAUUUGUGGACCUUGCCCAUGUUUCAUUGCAACGGGUGGUGUUAUACUUGGUCGCUUGCUGCUCUUUGUGGGACUAACAUAUGCCUUAGACAGGUGACAGCGAAGGCAGUCUAUCAAGCCAUAGCCAACCAAGGCGUGACACACUUCUCCGCUGCACCAGUUGUCCUCAACACCAUCGUGAACUCUCCAAAGGAAGACGCCAUCCAUCCUCUACCUCGACUCGUCCAUGUCAGCACAGCUGGCGCUGCUCCUCCUCCUUCUGUGCUCUUUGCCAUGGCCGAAAGAGGCUUCCGUGUAACCCACACAUACGGUCUUUCCGAAACCUAUGGCCCAUCAACAGUCAACGCAUGGAAGCCUGAGUGGGACUCUGAGCCUCCCAUAGCUCAAGCGCGCCUCAACGCACGUCAGGGCGUCCGAUACAUCGGCCUUGAAGCCCUCGACGUCGUGGACCCCAAGACCAUGAACCCGGUCCCACCAGAUGGCAAAACACUUGGUGAGAUCGUGAUGCGUGGGAAUUUAGUUAUGAAGGGUUACUUGAAGAACAAGAAAGCCAACGAGGAAGCGUUUGCCGGAGGUUGGUUCCAUUCCGGUGACUUGGGGGUCAAGCAUCCAGACAACUACAUAGAAAUCAAGGACAGGUCGAAGGACGUGAUCAUAUCCGGCGGUGAGAACAUUAGUAGUGUCGAGGUUGAGAAUGUUUUGUACGGUCACCCGAAGGUGUUUGAGGUUUCUGUGGUGGCGAGAGAGGACGAGAGGUGGGGGGAAUCGCCAUGUGCUUUCGUGACAUUGAAGGAAGGAGUGAAAAAGGAGGAUGAAGAACGGUUGGCUGGGGAGAUCAUCAAGUUCUGUAAGGAGAAGAUGCCUGCUUACUGGGUGCCGAAGUCUGUGGUGUUUGGUCCUUUGCCGAAGACCGCCACGGGGAAGAUCCAGAAGCAUGUGUUGAGAGCUAAAGCCAAAGAGAUGGGUCCUGUGAAGAAGAGCAGAUUGUGAGGGACCCGAAAGCUGUGGAGACAUAUGACGACAACGAUGAUAAAACGAGGUACACAAACUCUUGAGGCUGCUAAGAGAAAUGGUGAAAUGUGGAUAGAAUGGAAGGUGGAUAUCUAGCCUUUGGUGUUAAGCAAAGGUUAUAUUUAUCAUAAUGACCAAUUAUGGUCCUAAUAAAUAACCCUGGCUAGUGUAAAUUACAAAUCUCAGUUUCGUGCUCUUAUCGUGUCAAUACAGAGUUUAAUGUCGAACGUACGUGAUGCAUAUAAGCGAGUUUGGGUGACCAUACACCACAUGUAUAGAGAUACACUAUCCAAUGUGUCUUACAGUCUUAGCCUCUAGUCUACUUCUGGCUCCAUUUUCUUUGGUAUCAUGUGUCUUCUUUUUUCGUUCUUUCUUCGUUCAGUUUUGUAAUAUAGAAAGAUGGGCAAACAUGUCCAACUCAUGAUGUUGGUUUUUUCGUCGUGACUCCAUGCCUAGAAAAUUCGGAUGUCUGGCGUUGGUUCUUGAAGAUCACGUUGUGGCCCAGAGGAUUCCAUGCUUUAACUUGUCUGGUUGCUUCUGAAUCUAUAGGCGUAUAUCUUAGUAUUACCUUUGCCUGCCAGGAACCAAUUUGCUGCUGUGGAGCAACUUGCUUGUCGUUUUCUGUGUAACCUUCGUUUUCUCCGUUUGUUUAAUACGAAGUUAUCGUCUGAUUAAUCACGAUUUGGCUGGGAGCGGUUACGGUGCUAAUUGUACAAGAGUUAGCACCGUCCUAACCAAGAGUUAGUAGUGAUUUAGAUUAGAUGUUGUAUUGAUUUUAUAAUAAUCCGUAGUGAUUUCGUUGUUUUUAGUAGCGUUUUUUGCUAG